UGAGCAUCGAGCCAUAAGGCCCUUCACACGAAAAACACAACAGCGAAGGUCCAGUGUGUCCAAUCAAUCAAUCAACAGCCAUUCUACUCACACCGGUGCGUCUCAGAGUGCCUCCCGGUGUGUUCGUGCCGGAGUGGCGAAGGCGCCUCAGCAGCAAACCGUCCCGUUGCUGCAAGGGACCCUGUCUACUUCGAUCCGAACAAAACACCGGAAGACAGGUGUCAGACGCAACCACACACACACCGUCAGUCACGCAUUGGCCUGCGCGAGGCAUCUUGCCGCCUGCAUCUUGGCUGCAGCCAAGUCGGGGAAGUCGCUGACGAGGAAACGGAGGGCGGCGAUGACAUCGCCGUGGUGCUGCCUGAGCACCCGCUCCGACACCUCCUUGUCGACCUCCAUCUCGCGACAGAUGAGCUCAACGUCCUCCCGCCGCAGCUUCACCUUGGCCAGCUCACGCUCCCUACAUGGUGACACACACGCAUCAAGCAGCACAGAGGGAUGUAUUCCGUGGUGGUCUGCCGUGCCGGUUCCUCUCUCUCUCUCGUUGGUAGACUGACUGACUCACCUGGCCUUCUUUUUGAGUUCCUCGUCGGUUUCGAGUUUCUGGAGGUUUGUGAGGAACUGCUGCGCCUCCUGGCUGUCGAUGGGUCUCGCCCCGGUCUCGUCCUCCUCCCUCUCGACGGACGUCAGGGCGUCCAGCUGCUUGGCCUCCUUGGCGCGCUCGCCGUGCAGCUCCUCGGCGGGCUGGCCAUCCUCCUCCUCCUCGCCCUCCUCACGCUGCAGAUCUAUCUCCUCUGCGUCCAUUAUUG
Molecule: messenger RNA, 809 nt
Organism: Vitrella brassicaformis
Lineage: Eukaryota; Vitrellaceae
Source: the annotation of a GenBank genome assembly